Messenger RNA from Tinamus guttatus (white-throated tinamou), 907 nucleotides. The record is from RefSeq and is a predicted model, not a curated record. Lineage: Eukaryota; Metazoa; Chordata; Aves; Tinamiformes; Tinamidae.
CCCAGUCCAGAAGUUCAUCAGCGAGGACCGCCUGCCUCACCUCCUGCUCUACGGGCCGCCUGGCACCGGCAAGACCUCCACCAUCCUCGCCUGCGCCCGGCAGCUCUACAAGGACCGGGAAUUCAACUCCAUGGUUUUAGAGCUGAACGCCUCCGAUGACAGAGGAAUUGAUAUAGUCAGAGGGCCCAUCCUGAGCUUCGCCAGCACCAGGACCAUCUUCAAGAAAGGCUUCAAGCUGGUGAUCCUGGAUGAGGCGGAUGCCAUGACGCAGGACGCCCAGAACGCCCUGCGGAGAGUGAUCGAGAAGUUCACGGAGAACACCCGCUUCUGCCUCAUCUGCAACUACCUGUCCAAGAUCAUCCCGGCCCUGCAGUCCCGCUGCACGCGCUUCCGCUUCGGCCCGCUCACGCCAGAGCUCAUGGUGCCCCGGCUGCAGCAUGUCAUCGAGGAGGAGAAGGUGGACGUGACGGAGGACGGGAUGAAGGCCCUGGUGACCCUCUCGAGCGGCGAUAUGCGCAGAGCCCUCAAUAUCCUGCAGAGCACCAGCAUGGCCUUCGGGACGGUGACAGAGGAGAACGUUUACACCUGCACCGGCCACCCCCUCAAGUGUGACAUUGCCAACAUCCUUGACUGGAUGCUCAACCAGGACUUUUCCACUGCCUACCGGAAAAUCGCCGAGCUGAAGACGCUGAAGGGCCUGGCCCUGCACGACAUCCUCACCGAGAUCCACCUGCUCGUGCACAGGGUCGACUUCCCGCCCUCGAUCCGUAUCCAGCUGCUGAGCAAGAUGGCAGAUAUCGAGUACCGGCUGGCAGCAGGGACGAGCGAAAAGAUUCAGCUGAGCUCCCUCAUCGCAGCUUUCCAAGUCACCAGGGACCUGAUCGUGGCCGAAGCCUAGGACUGCGGC